UGUCUCAAAAAACAAAGCAAAAUAAACAAAAAAUAAUUUGAAGAUUGUACUGGGUCCUUUCACAUAUUCCAGAGCCUGAAGGUUUUGCUCAGCUUCAAUCCUCUGUGGGAUGCAGAGGUUCAGCCCUCUCCUCAUCAAGGGUCUAGAAGGAAGGGAGAUUGGGACGCAGACACGCACGGAGCCAGGACCUCCUGAGGACAGAGGGCCGAGACGCCAUCUGCUGGCCAUGCGGAGAGGCCGCAGGAGAACCAGUCCUGCCCACUCUGGAUCUCAGACUCCGGCCUCCAGAACUGCGAGAACAUCACCCUCUAUCAUUUAAUCCACUCCUCUGAGGUGCUGUGCUAUAGCAGCCCCAGUGGGCCAAUCUACUGUGCUUCUCCUGGCGCGCUCCCAUCUCCAUGGCGACCUCCGAUCUACCCAAUCUGUUGGUGCAGCUUUGCAUCUUCUCCUCCAAGUAGUAUCUGUGCCUCUCGCGUUCCGCCUGGGUGGCUCUGAGACAGAGCAGGGGUGUAGGACACCCAGCGAAUGCCCAUGGAGAAAUGGAGAAUUGCUUGCUGUGGAAAAAACCUCACACAUUCAGCGUUGGAAGUAUUGUUUAAGUACAGAAGUGAGGUUUUGAUUAACCAGCACUUCUCUUUUCCUGCAUACCCCUAAUUAUUCUCUCCUCAGUAACUGUUUCUUCCAUUUUCUGCACUUUCUAAUCAAGAAAGAGCCUGACACCUGUUUCCUGGACCCUAAAAUUCACAGGAUGGGCCCUCUGUCUCCCGCAGAAGGUUGGAGCUGGGGACCAUCCAGACCUGCACCUUUCUAAGAGUCUACUGCUAUCACACCGGUAGUAGCUUCUGAAAACUGUAAGGACCGGCCAGUUUCUCUUACCUGAUUGGCUCAGGCUUCAUUGUCCCUCCCUCUGCCCAUCCUCAAUAAAGUCUCUGCUGAAGGCCAACGGCCUGACUGACUGCACAGGAAGCCGGGCGCCUGCAACAGGAAACGGGUCGUAGUUGGUGGUGUGGGCAGGAUGGAAGGCAACUUCUCCAUCCCUCUAAAUGGAACUGAAGACAUGACUUAUGAAUCGUCAGGCUAUGGUGUCCUGCGGAUAAUCCCAUUGGUGGUACUAGCAAUCACCUUUGUCCUCGGUGUGCUGGGCAACGGACUGGUGAUCUGGGUGGCUGGAUUCCGCAUGAAACACACAGUCACCACCAUCUGCUACCUGAACCUGGCCUUAGCCGACUUCUCCUUCACUGCCACCCUACCUUUCCUUAUUGUCUCCAUGGCCAUGGGAGAAAAGUGGCCAUUUGGCUGGUUCCUCUGCAAGUUGAUUCACAUCAUUGUGGACAUAAACCUGUUUGGAAGUGUCUUCCUGAUUGCUCUCAUCGCCCUGGACCGCUGUAUUUGUGUCCUGCAUCCAGUGUGGGCCCAGAACCACCGCACCGUGAGUCUGGCCAGGAAAGUGAUCCUCGGACCCUGGAUCCUUGCCCUAGUCCUUACCUUGCCAGUUUUCAUCUUCUUGACCACAGUGAGUGAUCCAAAUGGAAAUGUGUACUGCACCUUCUCCUUUGCAUCCUGGGGAGACACUAUCGAGGAGAGGCUGAAGGUGGCCAUGGCCAUGUUGACAGCUAGAGGGAUCAUCCGUUUCAUUAUUGGUUUCAGCAUGCCCAUGUCCAUGGUCGCCAUCUGCUAUGGGCUCAUCGGGGCCAAGAUUCACAGAAAAGGCAUGAUGAAUUCCAGCCGCCCCUUUCGGGUCCUCACUGCGGUGGUGGCUUCCUUCUUCAUCUGUUGGUUCCCCUUCCAACUGGUUGCCCUUUUAAGUACUGUCUGGCUCAAAGAGAUGUUGUUAGAGCAUAAGUACAAAAUCCUUAACAUCCUGGUCAACCCGCUGAGCUCCCUGGCCUUCUUCAACAGCUGCCUCAACCCGAUGCUCUACGUCUUUGUGGGGCGGGACUUCCGGGAGAGACUGAUCCACUCCCUGCCCGCCAGUCUGGAGAGGGCCCUGAGUGAGGACCCAGCCCCAACUAGUGACACAGCCCCCAGUUCUGCUGCUCCUCCUGCAGGCGGGGAGUUAAUAGCAAUGUGAGGAGCAGCUCAGGUUCGUUCCCAGUCCUACUCUGAUCCAGUUCCAGCUAUAGCUCACCUUGAGUCAUAUGACUCAACACCUACAAUUUAUCUCGCUUGAUUUGCUUGGAAUGACUGUGAUUGAUUAUUCAGAUAGGAUUCUCUUGUUUUAUUUUCCUCUAAUGUCUUUGUUUAACACUAAAUUGAUAAUAGUCUUCUAAAAGGAAUGGGAACUCCCCAAAUCUA
Messenger RNA from Chinchilla lanigera (long-tailed chinchilla), 2295 nucleotides. Its product is annotated as N-formyl peptide receptor 2. The record is from RefSeq and is a predicted model, not a curated record. Gene Ontology annotation, molecular function: N-formyl peptide receptor activity; complement receptor activity. Gene Ontology annotation, cellular component: plasma membrane. The transcript has 3 exons. Bases 1016 to 2071 code for a protein of 351 amino acids. Gene Ontology annotation, biological process: complement receptor mediated signaling pathway; inflammatory response; positive regulation of cytosolic calcium ion concentration. NCBI's taxonomy places the organism in Eukaryota, Metazoa, Chordata, Mammalia, Rodentia, Chinchillidae.